Molecule: messenger RNA, 1139 nt
Organism: Sabethes cyaneus
Lineage: Eukaryota; Metazoa; Arthropoda; Insecta; Diptera; Culicidae
Product: integrator complex subunit 15
Exons: 4
Coding region: 30-1139 (369 amino acids)
Source: RefSeq, a predicted model, not a curated record
CUGCUUGUACACCGUAAUCCAAGCUUGGAAUGUCCAACCAAGAGCGGCAGCUUUUGCGGAAGAAGGAAUUUCCUGAUACUGCUCGCGAUGCACUUCCCAUAAUAGAAAAUCUGAUCAUAAACCGGAACAAGCAUGAUGCUGCUAUGGAUCUGAUAGCGGAGUUUGUGUUCCGCGAGCGUAAAGACGAUCAACGUAACCCGCAGCAGUAUCCGAAACAGUUACAGUUUACUUCCAGACUGUCGUCGAUCGAAGAGUUCCAACUAGUGUUGGUGCUGUGUAAUUUUUUCUCCCGUCCAGGUCCUGAUGCCACUCGGAACGCGGUUUUCUUUUCUCUCUUCGGUGGUUCGGCUGGCAAAACAAGCGUACUAAACAAGCUGAUCAGUACUGCCGUGUCUGGAUCGAUUGCCCCGCUUCUGUGUGCCGCCGGAACUUGGAUGCAGCAGCUCGGUUGCACUUCACCGCUAAGCUUGGAAUUAGCACAGUGUAUUGUGAAAGAUUUUAUUAUCUUUUCCAAUAAAUCGUCCGAGCAAUUAAAAUCCUUACCGAUGGUUGCACCCCGAUUCGCUGCUAAUUUCAUGACAGCAGUCACUGAUCUCUAUCUGAACGGUGGAAAGGGUCAGUUGGUAGCACCUCCAGAUCUGUUACUAGACGUUAUUACUGAGUGGGUCUCGGAAAACCCUGCUUUGUGUCUUGCUUCGCAACAACCAAUGGCUUUACCAUCCGGAGCGAUUGCCAUGCCCGUUGUUACGCCCCUAGCAGGACUCAUUCGUUGGUGCGUUUUAUCGCUUUUGAUCACCAGCAAACAGGAACUAUACAGCAAGCUACAUCUAGCGGUUUUACAAAGUUUGCUGGAAGCUACCCCUCCAAUUACUGCUCCCCCGAGCGCACUUAAUGCACAGCAUCUUGCGUUAAUAGUAAAUUCCCUACAUGCUGAAAUGGACUCCUUGGUAAAGAUGGGAAAGUCUUUGAAUGAAGAGUACAUUCACAGUUGUCUGGAACGGUUUGCUCAGGCCGUCCAAGUUGGACUGACGUCGCGAUGUAUUUUCGGCAACAUUCUUCAACUCGUGUGCCGUCUCGAAACCCUACCCAGCAAAAAUAAGCUAUUGCAAAUUGUGAUUGUAGCGAAUAAACCGACGUAA